GGGCACCGUCCCCUUUUUUUGGGUCUGGAUUAUCCCUCUUCCAACCGAGUUGGGGUUUAUUUAUUUUUCCGUCGCCCGGUCCCACUUCCUUUUCCGUUGAACUCAGUGAGUGAGUGAUUCUCGUCGAUUCGUGAUGGCGCCGCGUAAAGGAAAGAAGGAGAAAACCGAGGAGGUCCAGGUCCAAUUGGGUCCGCAAGUGCGCGAAGGCGUGGAAGUGUUUGGCGUGGCCCACAUCUAUGCCUCCUACAACGACACCUUUGUCCACGUGACCGAUCUGUCCGGACGGGAGACCCUGUGCCGUGUGACCGGUGGUAUGAAGGUGAAGGCGGAUCGUGACGAGUCGUCUCCGUACGCGGCCAUGUUGGCCGCUCAGGACGUGUCCGAGAAGAUCAAGACCCUCGGCAUCACCGCCCUUCACAUCAAGUUGAGGGCCGUCGGCGGCAACCGAACCAAAAUGCCCGGACCCGGCGCUCAAGGAGCUCUCCGUGCUUUGGCCCGUUCUGGAAUGAAGAUCGGCCGCAUCGAGGACGUCACGCCCGUUCCCUCCGAUUCGACCCGCAAGAAGGGCGGUCGGCGUGGUCGCCGAUUGUAAAGUGCUCCUCGCCCGAAAGAGUGGCCGCUCUUUACUUCUAUUUCUCUUCGACAUCAACGACGGUGGCUUCCGCGUGUGUGACCGUGCAGUGUUCUAUCAUCUUGUCACUGCUUGGCUCGAAUAAAUCACAAGAAAUAAAACCACUUUCAAAUAGCCA
Molecule: messenger RNA, 749 nt
Organism: Tigriopus californicus
Lineage: Eukaryota; Metazoa; Arthropoda; Copepoda; Harpacticoida; Harpacticidae
Product: small ribosomal subunit protein uS11A
Exons: 4
Coding region: 134-592 (152 amino acids)
Biological process (GO): translation; maturation of SSU-rRNA from tricistronic rRNA transcript (SSU-rRNA, 5.8S rRNA, LSU-rRNA); ribosomal small subunit assembly
Cellular component (GO): cytosolic small ribosomal subunit; ribosome
Molecular function (GO): structural constituent of ribosome; mRNA 5'-UTR binding; small ribosomal subunit rRNA binding
Source: RefSeq, a predicted model, not a curated record